Molecule: messenger RNA, 1333 nt
Organism: Castor canadensis (American beaver)
Lineage: Eukaryota; Metazoa; Chordata; Mammalia; Rodentia; Castoridae
Source: RefSeq, a predicted model, not a curated record
ACUAUGAAUCCUCCUCUACCCCCACCCCCGCUCCUGGCUGCCACUGUCUUGGCCUCUACACCACCAGGCGCUGCUGCCACCCCUGCUGCUGCUGGAAUGGGACCAAGACCUGUGGCAGGAUCCAGUGACCAGAUUGCACAUUUACGGCCUCAGACUCGCCCCAGUGUGUGUGUUGCUGUAUAUCCAUACACUCCCCGGAAAGAAGAUGAACUAGAGCUGAGGAAAGGGGAGAUGUUUUUGGUAUUUGAGCGUUGCCAGGAUGGCUGGUUCAAAGGCACGUCAAUGCAUACCAGCAAGAUUGGGGUUUUCCCUGGCAAUUAUGUGGCACCAGUCACAAGGGCAGUGACAAAUGCUUCUCAAGCUAAAGUCCCCAUGUCUACUGCAGGACAGACAAGUCGGGGGGUGACCAUGGUCAGUCCUUCUACUGCAGGAGGACCUGCCCAAAAGCUCCAGGGAAAUGGUGUGGCCGGGAGUUCCAGUGUUGUUCCUACGGCUGUGGUGUCAGCAGCUCACAUCCAGACAAGUCCUCAAGCCAAGGUCCUGUUGCACAUGACUGGACAGAUGACGGUCAACCAGGCCCGCAAUGCUGUGAGGACAGUGACGGCACAUAACCAAGAACGCCCCACGGCAGCAGUGACACCCAUCCAGGUGCAGAAUGCUGCGUGCCUCGGCCCUGCAUCUGUAGGCCUUCCCCAUCACCUGCUGGCCUCCCCACAACCUCUGCCUGCAAUGGCAGGUCCUGCUGCCCACGUUGCUGCCGUCAGUAUAAGUAGAGCCAAUGCCCCCCUGGCCUGUGCUGCAGCUGCUUCGUUCACAUCCCCGAGCAUCACCACUGCCUCUCUGGAGACCGAGCCCAGUGGCCGGACAGUGAACAUUCUCCCUGGACUGCCCACAUCUCCUGACAGUGCUGCCUCAGCUUGUGGGAACAGUUCAGCAACCAAGCCAGACAAGGACAGUAAAAAAGAAAAAAAGGGUUUGCUAAAGUUGCUUUCUGGCGCCUCCACAAAACGGAAGCCCCGUAUGUCCCCCCCAGCAUCACCCACCCUGGAGGUGGAGGUGGGUGGUGGCGAGCUGCCCCUGCAGGGAGCCAUGGGUCCUGAGCUGCCGCUAGGGGGCGCCCAUGGCCGGGCCGGCUCCUGCCCCGCCGAUGGGGAUGCACAGGUGGCCUCGGGAGCGUCAGGAGCAGCCUCAGCCCAGGAAGCCUUCCAUCGCAAGACCAGCUCCCUGGACUCCCCUGUGCCCAUCGCUCCACCUCCCCGGCAGGCCUGUUCCUCCCUGGGACCUGUCAUGAAUGAGGCUAGGCCUGUGGUUUGUGAAAGGUGAGUUCAUUCAC